UGUCUCUCUUGUUUCUCAUCUCUCCUCACCAUGUGAAGCGGGACCCUUCCAGCCAUUUGCCUGAUUACUCUGGUGAUGGUGAACAAGUUGUUCCAGAGCACCUCAUAGAUGAUUGGAUGAAGUUGUAACUAUGGUCACAAUAGGGUGGGGGGCAUGGGCCCGCUCUCCCUGUAGCUUCGUGCUGGUCAUCUGUGUACUUGUGUGUCUGUCCCAGCCACCCCCUAUCAGAACUGCAGACUGUGAUCAAAAGGAGCAUCCAGUCAUGUCCAACCAAGGUCUGAAGACAUGGAUGUCAGAGUUCUCACACCCAGGAGUAAAGGACUUUUCUCAACUGGUCUUGGACCUGAGCAGAAAGCAGCUUAUUGUGGGAGCGAGAAACUUCCUAUUCAGCCUUAGUUUGAGCAAUGCCUCCCUCAUACAGGCAACAGAAUGGACACCUGAUGACUACACAUUCCACUCUUGCAAGAGCAAGGGCAAGUCAGAGGAGGAGUGUCAAAACUACAUACGGGUUUUGUUGCUGAGCGGGAGGACACUUGUCACAUGUGGGACCAAUGCUUUCACUCCUGUCUGUAUGACCAGGCAGAUUGAUAACAUCAGUCAAGUGUUGGACACAGUGAACGGUGUUGCGCGAUGUCCCUAUGACCCCCGCCACAACUCCACGGCCAUGAUAUCGGAGAAGGGUGAGCUGUAUGCUGCCACGGUAAUCGACUUCUCUGGACGCGACCCUGUCAUCUACAGGAGCCUGGGCAACAUGCAUCCACUCCGCACGGCCCAGUACAACUCUAAAUGGCUCAAUGAGCCUCAAUUUGUGUCUGCUUAUGACAUCGGCCGAUUCGCCUACUUCUUCUUGAGGGAAACCGCUGUUGAAAACGACUGUGGAAAGAUGGUGUUCUCACGCGUGGCCCGUGUGUGUAAAAAUGACAUGGGCGGUCGUUUCCUUUUGGAGGACACCUGGACCACCUUUAUGAAGGCACGAUUAAACUGCUCACGCUCAGGAGAAAUACCCUUUCAUUACAAUGAACUACAGAGCACCUUCUACUUACCAGAGCAGGACUUGAUCUAUGGCAUUUUCACCACUAAUGUGAACAGCAUGUCUGCCACUGCUGUUUGUGCCUUCAACGUGACUGCCAUCACGCAAGCUUUCAAUGGACCUUUCCGUUACCAGGAGAACCCCCGCACUGCCUGGCUCUCUGCUCCAAAUCCCAUACCCAAUUUCCAGUGUGGCACGCUGGAUGAAGGCGGCACUGGUGGGAACCUGACCGAACGCAACCUUCAGGAUGCUCAGCGACUCUUUCUGAUGCACGAUGUGGUGCAGCCAGUGACAGUCAAUCCUCUGCUCACCCAGGAUAACGUACGCUUCUUGAAGCUGGUGGUGGACGUCGUGCAGGGCCGCGAUGCCCUUUACCACGUCAUGUACAUCGGCACCGAAUAUGGCACCAUCUUGAAGACUCUCGCCACAACAAGUACAAUUCUUCAUGGCUGUUACUUGGAGGAGAUCAGGAUCCUUCCUGAUGGGCAAACCGGGUCAAUCAAGAGUCUGCAGAUCCUCCACAAGGACAGAUCUUUGUUUGUGGGGCUUGAUGACAGACUGGUGAAGAUCCCAUUAGAACGAUGCUCCAGCCAUCCAACUGAGCAACGCUGUCUGGAAGCUCGGGACCCAUAUUGUGGCUGGGAUCACAAACAGGAGCGUUGCACAACUAUUGAGGAUAGCGCUGACAUGAACCAGUGGACCCAGAACAUCACACAGUGCCCAGUGAGGAAUCUGAAGCAGGAUGGCGGGUUUGGCCCUUGGGCACCUUGGCAACCCUGUGACCACAAUGACGGCGAGGGUUCCAUCAGCAGCUGCAUUUGCCGAUCCCGCUUGUGUGAUGGGCCUGUGGCCCGAUGUGGUGGGGUCGACUGUAAAGGCCCAACCAUUCAGGUGGCCAACUGCUCCAGGAAUGGUGGCUGGACUCCCUGGUCUUCAUGGGGUCAUUGCAGCAGCAGUUGUGGUGUCGGUUUUGAAGUGAGGCAGCGGUCCUGCAAUAACCCCUCGCCUCGUCACGGGGGUCGAAUCUGUGUUGGUCAAGGUCAGGAGGAGAGGCUGUGCAAUGAAAAAAAAACAUGCCCAUUACCAGUGUUGUGGACUGCAUGGGGGCCAUGGACUCAAUGCAAUGCUGAAUGUGGAGGAGGGGUACAAGCCAGGACCAGAACCUGUGAGAAUGAAAACACCUGCCCUGGAUGUGCCAUGGAGUAUAAGGCCUGUAAACUGGAGGCCUGCCCUGAGGUGCGCCGCAACACCCCGUGGACUCCCUGGAUGCCAGUCAACAUCAGUCAAGAUGGAUCACGCCAAGAGCAGAGAUACAGAUACAUGUGCCGGGCAUUAUUAAAGGACGUCCAGAAACUUCAAUUAGGAAAGAAGAAAAUAGAGACCAGGUUUUGUCCAAAUGACGGUUCUGGAACAUGCCAGACUGACUCUCUGGUCAAUGACAUGGUAAAGUCAAGUGAUCGGAUUGUGUCACAGCCUAAAGAUAUACACUGGGGAUCUUGGGAAACAUGGUCCACCUGUUCCCAGCAAUGUUCCAGAGGCUUUCGAACCCGGAGACGUGGUUGCUCAACAGCAGAGGGCAGGACCAAUCCAAGUGCAUGUGUUGGAUCUCCGGUGGAUUAUCAAGAUUGCGACAUGCAACCAUGCCCAGUGGCCCGAGCCUGGACAUGUUGGUCUUCAUGGUCCCAGUGUUCUGUGAGGUGUGGGGGUGGCCACUUUCAGCGUACAAGGUCAUGUGACAAUCCACUUCCGGCCAAUGGGGGUGGGAUCUGUACUGGUCUACACACUGAAGAGGCACUUUGCAAUACACACACUUGUGAAGGUGGUUGGGGGGUGUGGUCAGACUGGGGGAACUGCGAUGAGGAGGGCCUGCAGUAUCGCUCCCGCUCCUGCGGCGAAAACCAGGAAGCUACUUUGUGCCAGGGUAACAUAAGCCAGACUAGACCAUGCCAGACACAUGAGGUGGCAGUCAUUUUGCCUGAACAGGACCACAACUGUGGAACCUUCACGUUGUUCCAGCUGGUCGCUGUGGGCAUUGCCAGUUUUUUUGUAGCUGCCCUCUUGUCGGCACUGGCUGUCACCUAUUGUCACCAUUUGAGCCAACCCUCCACAGAGUCGGCGGUCAUCCACCCCAGCACGCAUAAUCACCUCACCUACAACAAACAUGACAAUGCAAUGCCAAAGAAUGAGAAGUACAUUCCCAUGGAGGUCGUGAUGCUACACAAGAACAAUCUUCACGUAAAUGACGACACUAGCCGCCACUUCCCUUCCUCUGUCCCUUCCAGCAACAUGUUCACCACCACCUACUACCCUCCCAACCUGAGCAAGUAUGACUUUCCACCAGAAGCACCCUGCAGGGCGUACGUGCACAGCUAACAGCACAUCAGCUCAAACUGAAACACCAAAAUCCCCGUGGUGCUCAUAGAUGCUAAA
This is a messenger RNA of Phycodurus eques (leafy seadragon), 3460 nucleotides long. Its product is annotated as semaphorin-5B-like. Gene Ontology annotation, biological process: neural crest cell migration; axon extension; negative regulation of axon extension involved in axon guidance. The record is from RefSeq and is a predicted model, not a curated record. The coding region runs from base 131 to 3403 and encodes 1090 amino acids. NCBI's taxonomy places the organism in Eukaryota, Metazoa, Chordata, Actinopteri, Syngnathiformes, Syngnathidae. The transcript is spliced from 23 exons. Gene Ontology annotation, molecular function: semaphorin receptor binding; chemorepellent activity.